Messenger RNA from Trypanosoma grayi, 1065 nucleotides. RefSeq names its product unspecified product. The record is from RefSeq and is a predicted model, not a curated record. Bases 1 to 1065 code for a protein of 354 amino acids. Gene Ontology annotation, molecular function: 4-hydroxyproline epimerase activity. Lineage: Eukaryota; Euglenozoa; Kinetoplastea; Trypanosomatida; Trypanosomatidae. The transcript has a single exon.
AUGCGGUUCAAGAAUUCCCUGACGUGCAUCGACAUGCACACAGCAGGUGAGGCGGCGCGGAUUGUCACGAGCGGACUGCCGCGGCUGCCGGGCGCCACGAUGGCGGCGAAGAAGGCGUACCUGCAGGAUCACAUGGACAUGCUGCGGCGCCGCGUGAUGCUGGAACCACGCGGGCACGACGACAUGUUCGGCGCCUUCCUGCUGGAACCCGUGGCGGAGGGCGCCGACAUGGGCAUCAUCUUUAUGGACAGCGGCGGCUACCUGAACAUGUGCGGUCACAACUCCAUCGCGGCGGCAACGACGGCAGUGGAGACGGGCCUCGUCGACGUUCCAGCGGGCGCGACACAGGUGCCGCUCGUGCUCGACACACCGGCAGGACUGGUGCGCACCGUCGCCCACCUCGAGCCCGGAAGCGCGAGUGAAGUGGCUCGCGUGAGCAUCACAAACGUGCCCGCGUUCCUAUACCAGCGGGAUGUAACGGUCGUGCUGCCGCCGCCGUACGGCGAGGUGCGCCUCGACAUCGCGUUCGGCGGUAGCUUCUUCGCCAUUGCGGCGGCUGCGCAGCUCGGUCUAAACGUCUGCACCGACCACCUUGCGCAGCUGCAGGAGGCCGGUGAACUCCUGCGUGCGGAGGUGAAUCGCAGCGUGAGGGUGCAGCACCCAGAGCUGGCGCACAUCAACAGCGUCGACUGUGUGGAGUUCUACGGCCCUGCGACUCACCCAGAGGCGACGUGUAAGAACGUCGUGAUAUUCGGCAACCACCAGGUUGACCGCUCGCCGUGCGGCACUGGCACGAGCGCAAAAAUGGCGGCACUCCACGCCAAGGGUGAGCUACGCAUUGGCGAGCCGUUCGUUUACGAGAGCAUCCUUGGUACCCUCUUUCACGGCCGGCUGUUGGAAGAACAGCGCGUACCGGGUUUGCGAGUGCCGGCAACAGAGACAGGGGAAGAGGGGAUGCUCGUCGCUACGCCGGAGAUCAGCGGCUCGGCGUAUAUCACGGGUUUCAACACACUCCUGUGUGAUCCGCGGGAUCCGUUCUGUGACGGCUUCACACUGAAGAAGUGA